Messenger RNA from Effrenium voratum, 3229 nucleotides. The record is from the annotation of a GenBank genome assembly. NCBI's taxonomy places the organism in Eukaryota, Dinophyceae, Suessiales, Symbiodiniaceae.
GCCUUCCCCGUGACCGUGUAGGGGCCGAGUAGGGCCAAGUUGCCUCAUUUGGCGGCAUCCUCUUUAGACAAGAUGGAAUGAACUCAUGGGCUGUGGACAGCCUCCCUGUGGUUCCCAUGGAAGUCCGGUCACCAGCUCAAGCAGCGCUAGAGUUGAGCAGAGAAGAGGUGCACAACCGACCAGAACGGAGGCACGACACCUCGGAAAGCGGCUUUGCCGAGCUGCUCAGGGACCUGUCCCUGACGCCGCCGCCGGUGUUGGAUUCCCAGCUCUCGGUGCCCUCUGCAUCGAUGCCCGGGAGCCAUCCCUCCCAGCCCUCGGAGCCUCCGCCCUCCGAGCCGCCACUGCCCGCCGGGCCACCCUCACCAGACCUGCACCACUUCUCGCGGCAGCGGUCCUCUGAGGAUCCGGACAGAGCAGGAUCCGAGGACGUGAGGCGACAUAGCCGUCGAAUCUCCUGGGGCGACGGGGGGCUGCCGUUUGACCUGGUGAACAAUGAUUACAUCAAGGCCAUGCAGCACAUGUACUCCAACAAUCUCGGAGGGAGCUGGGCUCUCAAUGCAGACGACAUGCGCAUGCUCAAAGAGCACUCGCAGUAUGUGGACUGGACCAUGGAGAAAAACCUCCAGAGCCUCAAGGACAUCCGGAAAGUGGUGCGAAGCAUCUUCUGGGGCUUUGAGGACAUCCAGUGCCAGGACGAUGCUGAUGCGCCUGCGCCCGUGAUGACUGAAGACCUGCUGAGCCGGCUGAAGCGCCUGGCACAAUACACCGUCGAAGGGAAGGCCUUCACCCUUUUUUACGUUUUUCUCACGCUCUACGCGCUUUUCGGCCCUGACACGCUUCUGGCAGCCGGGCACAGCGGCAUGGACCAGGACAACCUCACCCUCUCCAUUGUCAAUAUCUUUGUGUUCUUAGCCUUCGUGGUGGAGGAAUUGCUGAUGUGUUGGGUGGUCCCUGGCUAUCUUUUUUCCCUGCGCUUCUUUAUGGAUACCUGUGCCACGAUAAGCAUCCUGGGGGAUACAGCCAUCGCCGCAGAGAUCAUCAACACAGACGCCGCGGUGGCCAUGAGGAGCUCCGGUGUCACCCGCGCCAUGCGCGGUGCUGGCCGGUCCACACGCUUUGUAAGCGUCCUGCGCGGGCUACGGGUCUGGCAGAUCCUGAAGCUGCUGCCGCGGCUGCAGCGUCUCACUGAGAGCGGCACGCGGGAGCUGGCGAUGCUGAUGUGGCAUAAGCGCUUGCAGAACGUGAUGGGGUACAUCGACAAAGAGGGGAUGGGAGAGCUCAAUGACGAGGACAUGGAGUUCUUGACAGCAGCUUUGCGGCUGGAAUUCCCAGCUCCGCCUCACGAAGAGGCCGGGUGCAUCAGCCGGCUGGUGGACAAGAUCCAAGAGUCCGGGUCAAGGAGCUCCUGGACGUGGCCCUGGCGCCGGAAGGCGCAGGCGGUGGAGCCGGACCUCAGCCGCUACAGCGCGGAGAUCCACUCCUGCUGGGACACGGACAUGGGGAAGCGCGCUUUCCGGCGCUGCUUAGACGACAUCACUACGAUGAAGGAGUCCUGCACAGUGCUCUACCAGUCCAUGCUGCGGCUGAUCCUGAAGAUUUGCAUCAUUGUCUUGGCUCUGCUGCUGAUGCUGCAGUUCGUGAGCGGCUCGAUGCCCGAGAUGGCGAGACGGCAAGGCCUGGCGCUGCUGGAAUCCAUCGACGAGCAGGUCCCGGAGGCGAUCUUUUGCGAGGUGGUUCGAGACUACUUUGCGAACUCUUUCCAGCGCUGCCACUUGUUGAUGUUGGUCGUGAACCAGAAGGUCUUCUGGAACCACACGUGCGAGUGUUGCGAGGGAGAGUACCACCAGUAUCGGAAUGUCACCGCGGCGCAGGCUGUUGCUCUCAUCGACCAGGCGGUGGAUCUCACAGGCUUGGAAGCGCACGAAGUGCUGCUGGAGCAACGUGCGCUCAGCAGUCUGGACACCUUCAGUGUCUUCGACGUGCACCAGCAGUCGCGCUACGAAGCCGCGGAGAAUAUCAAGUUCACCCUGUCGGUGGUAGCAAUGCUGGCCAUUCUGAUGCUCUACUUCUCCGCUGACAUCAUGCACAUGUCCAGCAACAACUGUUUGCACCCUCUCUGGGAUCUCAUGGAUGACAUGAAUGCCAUGAAGCUCAUCGAGCUCAUCACCGUGAGCACUUCGUUCAGAAAGAUAGAGCAGGAGACGCCCCUUCAGAGUGAGAAGAAGCGGCGCUGCCAGUGCAAGGCCUUCUCUCCGGUGCCUGUGGCACAAGAGCUACUGGGCCUUCGCAAGUCGAUGAGCCUUCUGGAGUCCGCGAUGAUUGCGUGGUCCAAAUACGUGCCAGUGAUUUUGCUGAAGCAGGUGAUGAAUGCCGGGGUGGAAGCGAACAUUGGAUGCAUCCCUUCCCGGGUGAGCAUCUUCUUCUGUGACAUCAAGGGCUUCAAGGACACUUGCAAGGGCAAGACUCCGAAGGAGGUCCUCGAGUUGUUGGAUGUGGUCCUGGAGGGCGUGAACCAGGCGCUGGAGCAGAACGGCGGCACCUUGCUGGAGUUCAUCGGGGACGAGGUUUUGGCCGUUUUUAAUGCCCCCAAGAAGAUCGAAAUGCACAACUUGGCCGCGGUGAACGCGGCCUUGGCGGCGAUCGAAAACUCGGCACAGCUCGACGAACCAGUUCGCCUGCAGUGCAGCGUGCACACAGGGGAGGUCCUCGCAGGCAACAUUGGUGCGCCCACGCGGAUGAAAUACGGGCUGUUGGGUGACGGUGUCAACCUGGCCGCCCGGCUGAAGAGCCUGAACACGCGUUACGGCACCCAGCUGCUGGUGAGUUCAGAGACACUUCAGUCCAGCGUCGGCGAGCUCUUCGUUGCCCGAACUGUGGGGAGGCUGAUCCUGAAAGGCCGCACAAGCCCAACGCACACGCUGGAGGUCAUUGGCCGCAAAGGACAAGUUCCGCAGGACUUGGAACAAGCCGCGGAGUUUCACGAAGAAGCCGCAGGGCUCUUCGCGCAGGGCCGCUUCGAAGAAGCCAAGGUCCUCUUUGAACAAGCUAGCCAAGUCUUCGUGCAGUACGACGAGGGCUCUUGUCCACAGGACGACAAGCCCUCGGCUCAUAUGCUGGACUUGUGCAACAUGUACCACAAGAAUCCACCAGACUUGGAGAAGUGGGACGGAUCGGAGCAUCUCAACAAGAAGGCCUGGUCCUGACCGGAGCGAAUGCAUGUUCGACG